Molecule: messenger RNA, 1299 nt
Organism: Microthlaspi erraticum
Lineage: Eukaryota; Viridiplantae; Streptophyta; Magnoliopsida; Brassicales; Brassicaceae
Source: the annotation of a GenBank genome assembly
AUGGAGAUCGCUACUGUCGUUAAGGCAAAUGGCGGGUGUGAAGCGGAUCGACGAUGGCUUCGCCGAUUGAAAUGCUCCGUUAAGGAUUACGAUUGGGGCAAAAUUGGAUCGGAUUCACUCGUUUACAGGGUUUAUGCGGCUAACUCAGAUGACCAGAUCGAUUCCACCCGGCCGUACGCCGAGCUUUGGAUGGGGACUCACGAGUCCGGUCCUAGUUACUUGGAGGAUGCUGAUGGGUCCAAUGGCGUGACCCUUAGAUCGUGGAUUGCCGAAAACCCUAAAUCUCUCGGAGAUAGGGUUUUGGAGAAAUGGGGUUGCGAUCUCCCGUUCCUGUUCAAGGUGUUGUCGGUGGCAAGGCCCUUGUCGAUCCAAGCACAUCCAGAUAAGAAUUUGGCAAAGAAAAUGCACAAAGCUCAUCCAAAUCUUUAUAAAGACGACAAUCACAAACCAGAGAUGGCUUUGGCCUAUACCCAAUUCGAGGCUCUGUGUGGGUUUAUACCUCUUCAGGAGCUUAAGAGUGUCAUUCGGGCGAUUCCAGAGAUUGAAGAACUUGUUGGGAAUGAAGAAGCAAACCAAGUCUUCUGCAUCAGUGAACAUGAUGAGGAGAAAGUGAAGUCUGCUGUGCGAACAAUCUUCACCCUGCUAAUGUCUGCUGGUCCCGAUACAACAAAGCAGAUUGUAUUCAAACUAAAACGCCGUCUGCAUAUGGAGAGUCAGGAACGCCAACUGACAGACAAGGAACGGCUAGUUUUGAAGCUAGAGAAGCAAUAUCCAGAUGAUAUUGGGGUCAUAUCUGCAUUCUUUUUCAACUAUGUGAAGCUCAAUCCUGGUGAAGCCUUAUACCUCGGUGCAAAUGAGCCCCACGCAUACUUAUUCGGUGAGUGCCUUGAGGUCAUGGCGACUUCAGACAACGUAGUCCGAGCUGGCCUUACUAACAAGCCUCUGGAUAUUCAAACCCUUUGUUCCAUGCUCUCGUACAAACUGGGCUUCCCUGAAAUCCUAAAGGGAUCAAGGAUUCGACCAUAUAUUACAAGAUACCUCCCACCUUUCGAGGAGUUUGAAGUUGAUCUCUGUGAUCUUCCCUGUGGAGCCUCGACAGUGUUUCCCUCUGUUCCAGGCCCUUCUCUUCUGCUUGUACUCCAAGGUGAAGGCAGAAUGUCUACAGACGCUUCAGCUGAUGAGAUUUCAAUGGGAGAUGUUCUAUUUGUGCCUGCAGAUACUGAGAUUCACUUAAAGUCUUCAUCCGACUUGAAGCUGUACAGAGCAGGAGUGAACAGUAGGUUUUUGUAUUCUCUAUAG